AUGGCAGUAGCUGAAAAGGUAGAGCAUAAGAAGAAGAAAGGUAACUUGUUGCGUCAUUUUUUACCUUUUAGCCAUGAAUUAUUCUCAUUAUUAAGAGAACAAUAUAAUGUAGCUCAAAUGAAGUUUGUCACAAAGUUCUUCCAAGCCAGUGUUAAUUGCAAGAAAAAUCAAAAUUUCUUUUGGUCCAUCAGUAGGGUAACUGCUACCAUAGUUUCAAUCAGCGAUUUACGUCAAUUACAUUCUUUUCCAUUACAUCCUACCACUUGUUUCUCUAUCCAACAAUUUCAAUGGCAAGGGGUGGGAACUAGCUAUGGUCAGAAGAUUAUUGGAUUUAUUCAUCCACCUGUGACUAGUGAUUAUACUUUUUCACUGACAACCGAUGGCAAAGCAGAAUUAUGGAUUAGCACAAACAAAAAUCCUUCCAAUGCAGCUAGAAUUCUAUACCAUGAUCAAUCGAAAGAAUCAGCUAAGCAACAGGAAAAGCACUCUAUUAAUCAUUAUCCAUCGAUAGAAUCUCAAAAAAUGAAGCUAACUGCACCUGGUAAAUAUUAUAUUCAAGUCUUAUAUACCAUGAUUGCACCUGAAGGAUUAAUUCAACUCCGUUGGAAAUAUCAAUUUCGUAAUAAAACUGAGAGUAGUUACCUACCUAUCCAGGGAAAUUCUAUCUCUAUGCCAGAUCCAAACAAUUACCUUUUACCGUCUACGAUAGAUAAAUCUUCCUCGAAAUAUUUACCACAGAAACAAGAACCAGCUAAGCAGAAAUCGAUUGAUUUUGCAAGCAAUAACGAUCCUGCCAGCUAUUCAAGUCGAUAUCAUACCUUGCCAUUUUUGCCACGACAUUUUCUUACUGGUGCAUUACCUGCGUCAACUUAUGGCAAUCCUAGCUAUGUCAUCGCUAGCAAAAGAUUUCGCGGUCGAUAUCGUCAACUAAUGCAAUUUCUACUUACAGUGCCGUACAGCAUUUAUGGAAAAUUUACUGUCAUGACUCAAUAUGGCGACCAUAUUAUUCAUUGUAAUCGAUUACUCGAUCCAGGAUUAGCUCAUCAAAUUGCCAAUCAGUUUAUGUAUAAAUUGAAUCAACAUGAAGCAGAGCAUCAAUAUAAGUUGCUCAAAAUUGUCGGGAUAGAAGAAAAAAUUGAUCAACAAAGAGGGAAACGUUACUUGGUUGACUUAGUCAUCCAAUCGAAAGUAAAUCAACGAAUUUGGCGAGUCUCUGAGUACUUAUUUUACUCUUCGCAUUUACAAACAUUAUGUCAAUUGAGUGAUCUACAAUGGGAUCCAACAACUAAUGUUAAUAUAGUCUUAAUGCUUGACCAUCGACAUUAUGGUCCGACUUUUAAUUUGUUAUUUACCAACUUUGUCCAUCGACUGAAUCAAUAUUACAACAGCAGCCGUGAUAGUUUCUUUAAAUUGUACAUAAUUGAUUGCAAAAUAAUCCAUCCAGCGAUUAAAGAGAUUCUAAAACGAAGCUUAUUCAUCCGACAUGAGAUCAUCCAACUUAGUCCUUAUUGCAAUUAUACCUUGUUAGCUGGAUUAGAAGGUGUUAUAUCACGUAUCGUUGACCUUGAAUCAAUAGUUUUACAUUAUGAUAUCAAAUUACAAUUACCAGACGAUUUAUUGGAUAAUGUUAGAAAAAGAUCCAUAAGGAGAAAAUCAUUUUAUUUACCUAUUCCUUUCCAGGAACGAUGUAGGCACAACUCUGCCGCACCAAACGGCAUAUGGAAAAUGAAUCAGUUUGAUGCUAUUGCUUAUUACUCGAGUGAUUUACUUAAGAUAAUUAAUGAGGGCAAUGCUUAUUCGAUAUCUCGUGCUGUUGAUCAUAGAGAUUCUGGUGCAAUCGUGGCAGAUUUCAUUAAUGAACCACUGGAGCAAGAAAGAUUAUGCCAUCCAAAACUGACUUAUGUGCAAGUAUAA
Messenger RNA from Trichoplax adhaerens, 1914 nucleotides. RefSeq lists its product as uncharacterized. The coding region runs from base 1 to 1914 and encodes 637 amino acids. NCBI's taxonomy places the organism in Eukaryota, Metazoa, Placozoa, Uniplacotomia, Trichoplacea, Trichoplacidae. Gene Ontology annotation, cellular component: Golgi cisterna membrane. The record is from RefSeq and is a predicted model, not a curated record. Gene Ontology annotation, molecular function: acetylgalactosaminyltransferase activity. The transcript is spliced from 3 exons.